Molecule: messenger RNA, 2175 nt
Organism: Malaclemys terrapin pileata
Lineage: Eukaryota; Metazoa; Chordata; Testudines; Emydidae
Gene: SH2D6
Product: SH2 domain containing 6
Exons: 14
Coding region: 51-1007 (318 amino acids)
Biological process (GO): intracellular signal transduction; cell surface receptor protein tyrosine kinase signaling pathway
Cellular component (GO): cytoplasm
Source: RefSeq, a predicted model, not a curated record
GCUGGGAGCAUGCGAGCCCCAGUGUGGCGGAGGAGUCCGAGGAGGGUGACAUGUACGAGGCGCCCCCCUGUGAGAGCCAAGCCUGGAAGGUGGCUCCAGCCAAGAGGCAGGAGGACACAGACGGCACCUACCUAGAUCACGCCACUGCCCGGCGCUGCUCGGAGCCCUUCGCCCUCCUGCCGGCCAAGUUCCUGUCAAAGCUCAGCCUGGUGCCUGGCACAGACGCUGGCAAUGGAGAGGAGAUGCCUCAGGGCCUGGCCUGCGGAAAAGGUCAGGACAGAACCCGGGCAAAGCUCCCCCCAGCUCCCGGCAGUCGCUGGGUCUCCCUGCCCAUCCCCGUUCCGAGGCCCCCGCCGACGCCUGCCGGCCCCGCUGCACCCCGGGAUCCCGGCCCGACCUCGUGGGACGACAAGGAGGGACCCCCAGAGGAGCAGAUUUACCUGGUGUGUGAGCCGUCGAGCCCACCUCCCUGCAGGAUGACUCGCGCCCUGAUGCCCCCGCUCGGCCAGGUGCCCCCGCCAAAGCCCCCAAAGCUGUCCAAGCCAAAGAUCGCCCUGCCUGGGGCCCACCAGAGCCUGGCUGAUUCCUCCCCCGAAGCCUCGAGCAAAGCCCCAGCCUGGCCCAGGGGCAGUGGCUCCCUGGUGGAGGAUCCUGGCAUGCAGGACCAGGCCUGGUACGCGGGGAGCUGCGACCGGCACCUGGCGGAGAGCAUCCUGCAGGGGGUCAAUAAGGACAGCGCGUUCAUGGUGCGACAGAGUUCAGGGCAGGGCUGGAACCAGCCAUUCACCUUGGCCGUGCUGUACAAGGGCCACGUCUACAACAUCCCCAUCCGCUACGUGGAGAGCAGCCGCCAGUACGCGCUGGGCAAGGACGGGAAGAGCCGCGAGGAGCGGUUCGACAGCGUGGCCGGCAUCAUCCAGCACUACCGUGAGCACCCCCUGGUGCUGAUCGAGGGCAGCUCCGCCUCCAGGGCGCACACCUGCCUGCUCUUCCCCGUCAAGCCCUGAGGGCUGGGGACAGGCUGGGGGCCCAGCUGCGGCCACCCCCCAGCUCUGCCGUGUGGGACGCGAGGCUCUCUGCACUGGCCGCUUUGUGGCGGACAGCAGGGGGCGCCAGCGCUGCAGGAGUCCCCCGUGCUGGGCCAUGCAGCCCCCGCAGGGGACAGGGCUUGGGGGGCUGGGAGCUCCCCCCUUCCUGCUGUGGCGACUCCUGCUUUCCCCUCUGGGGGGGCCCCUGUUGGGGUGGGGCUUUCAGAGCCUUUGGGUUGCUCUGGGCCUCACUUGGCCUUUUGCUCACUGUGGGAUCUCCAAGCCCGCAGGGCUCGCCCGUGUCAGUAACCAGGGGGAUGCGCCUGGGGCCGCCUCCUGGAACCCCUCUGGGUCGCGGGCUGGGACCUUUCCAGAGCUUUCCGCUCUGUGCUGGGACUCCCCGGCCUUGGCCUCGCCCCAACAGCUAAUCCAGACAAGUGUGGGGGAGGGGGAGACUAGCUGCAUCAGGUGCUGGGCUGUGACCCAGGAGGCAGCGGGUUCGAUUCCUGCCACUUCCCCUCUCGGUGCCUCAGUUUCCCUUUCCAGCAUUGUCUAGUUAGCCCCGCCCACAGACCGCUCCAAGCCCGAGUCGUGGUCUGUGGCUGCGCAGCGCCCAGCACAACAGGGCCCUGAGCUCAUUCUCCAGGGGUCCAGGCCGUGCCCAGCACCAUGGGCCCCCUUUGGACCUCCAGGCCUUAGCCCCACGAUUGAAGGACACAGGCCUGACUGUUGGCCCCUGCCGGCCUGAGACCCCCAAGCCUGCUCUGCCACUGGGUGUCCAGUGGGUUGCAGAUGGGGCUAUGGCCGGAUGCUCCAGGCGGGGCUGAGCGCCGGGGAGCUGGGCCGUGGGCACUGACAGAGGACCCUUGAUCCAGCCCUUUGGCUCCUGCGGGGGCAGGUGAGGUCAGAAAGCCCAGGAGAGUUGGGCCCAGGCAGGUUGUGGAGGGGAGACCUGCAGGGAGCGGAGUGGGGGGCUCAGUAGGGGGCAGUCAGGGCUGGCCAGAGGGAGCCCCUCCCCCCCCCCCCGCUCAUUGACCCAUCGGGGCCCCAAUCACUAGAGUCCGUGAUGAGCUACAAGGGGGGUGGGGGUUGCAGCAGCCCCUUCGCUGCAGACAAUGCACCUGCCCCCCCGAAUUCCUGGACUCAU